Equus quagga is the source of this 4135-nucleotide messenger RNA. It is a transcript of the gene ELF4, whose product is annotated as E74 like ETS transcription factor 4. Gene Ontology annotation, cellular component: nucleus. Lineage: Eukaryota; Metazoa; Chordata; Mammalia; Perissodactyla; Equidae. Gene Ontology annotation, biological process: regulation of transcription by RNA polymerase II; cell differentiation. The record is from RefSeq and is a predicted model, not a curated record. Gene Ontology annotation, molecular function: sequence-specific DNA binding; DNA-binding transcription factor activity, RNA polymerase II-specific. The transcript has 9 exons. Bases 411 to 2399 code for a protein of 662 amino acids.
CCGCGGGGACCGACCGGGCGCCGCGCUCAACUUCCACUUCUCCUUUCGCCGGCGCCGAGGUCCCGGCGCCACUUAACCGGCCCGGCUUCCGAGGGGAGAAGGUGGGCUGGCCAGGCUGGGGACCCGCGUCUCGGCCCCCGGAGCGGGGAGGGGACCACGGCGACCGACCCCGGCCCGGCGACCGAGCCCACUCAGCCUCAGGUCGCUCCUGCAGUCGGCCCAGCCCAGCAUGCAGCCUUGAACCUGGCUUAGGCUACCACCUACUCCAGCUCUCUACACCCCCUGUUUUACUGUGGCUUGGGGUGUAGGCUCUAAGCUCCAAGGUGCCUGAGCCGCAACUCUUCAUCAAGAAAACCCCGCAGCUCCAGAGGGCCCUGCGAAUCCUGCUGUCAGCUCUCUGGGAAGACAGCAUGGCUAUUACCCUGCAGCCCAGUGACCUGAUCUUUGAGUUUGCAAGCAACGGGAUGGAUGAUAUUCACCAGCUGGAAGACCCCUCGGUGUUCCCAGCUGUGAUCGUGGAGCAGGUACCCUACCCCGAAUUACUGCAUCUGUACUCAGGACUGGAGCUGGACGACGUUCACAAUGGCAUCAUAGCCGACGGGACCUUGUGUAUGACGCAGGAUCAGAUCCUGGAGGGCAGUUUUUUGCUGGCAGAUGACAAUGAGGCAACCUCGCAAACCAUGUCAACCACUGAAGUCUUGCUCAAUGUCGAGUCUCCCAACAACAUCCUGGAUGAGAAGCAGAUCUUCGGCACCUCUGAAAUGCUUCCAGACUCAGACGCUGCUCCAGCCGUCACUCUGCCCAACUAUGUAUUUCCUGUUGCUGAGCCCGAUGCCCUGAACAGGGCGGGUGACACUGGUGACCAGGAGGGGCACUGUCUGGAAGAGAAGGUCCCCAGAGAGGAAAGUGCUAAGAAGACUGGAAAAUCAAAGAAAAGAAUCCGGAAGACAAAGGGCAACCGCAGUACCUCACCCGUCACUGACCCCAGCAUCCCCAUACGGAAGAAAUCCAAGGAUGGCAAAGGCAGCACCAUCUAUCUGUGGGAGUUCCUCCUCGCCCUUCUGCAAGACAGGAACACCUGCCCCAAGUACAUCAAGUGGACCCAGCGAGAGAAAGGCAUCUUCAAGCUGGUGGACUCGAAAGCUGUGUCUAAGCUGUGGGGGAAGCAGAAAAACAAGCCCGACAUGAACUAUGAGACAAUGGGGCGGGCACUAAGAUAUUACUACCAAAGAGGCAUCCUUGCCAAGGUGGAAGGGCAGCGGCUGGUGUACCAGUUUAAGGAGAUGCCCAAGGACCUGGUGGUGAUCGAAGAUGAGGACGAGAGAAGUGAAGUCACAGCUACGUCCCCUCAAGCCUCCACUCCCUCCACCUCCUCCACCAGCACCACCCGGAGAGCCAGCUCCAGGGUCUCAUCCAGAGCCGCCCCCCAGGGCAAGGGCAGCCCUUCCUGGGAGAAGCCGAAGGUUCAGCACGUUGGUCUUCAGCCAUCUGCGAGUCUAGAAUUGGGACUGUCUCUAGAUGAGGAGACCCCCACUACCUCCACCGUGCUUGUCUCUCCACCAGAGAGCCAGGCCAAACUCACCAAAGCCGUGAGUACUACUUCUGUGCCCAGCAACAUCCACCUAGGAGUGGCCCCUGUGGGGUCAGGCUCCGCCUUGACCCUGCAGACAAUCCCGCUGACCACAGUGCUGACCAACGGGCCUCCUGCCAGUACUACUGCUUCAACCCAGCUUGUGCUCCAGAGUGUUCCGCCCGCUUCAACCUUCAAGGACACCUUCACUUUGCAGGCCUCCUUCCCCCUGAACGCCGCCUUCCAAGAGAGCCAGGGGGCAACACCAGGGGCUCCGUUGAUUCUCAGCGGCCUCCCCCAACUUCUGGCCGGGGCCAACCGUCCGACCAGUUCAGCACCACCCUCAGUCACAGGGGCUGGACCAGCAGGGCCCAGCUCUCAGCCCCCCGGGACUGUCAUUGCUGCCUUCAUCAGGACUUCAGGCCCCACAGCAGCCCCUGGAGUCAAGGAGGGGCCACUGAGGCCCUCCUCAUAUGUGCAGGGCAUGGUGACUGGGGCCCCCAUGGAGGGGCUGCUGGUUCCUGAAGACACCCUGAGGGAGCUCCUGAGGGAUCAGGCUCACCUUCAGCCACUUCCAACCCAGGUGGUUUCAAGGGGUUCCCACAAUCCGAGCCUUCUGGGGAACCAGACUUUCUCUCCUCCCAGCCGCCCCACAGUUGGGCUGACCCCAGUGGCUGAACUUGAGCUCUCCUCAGGCUCAGGGUCCCUGUUUAUGGCUGAGCCUAAUGUGACCACAUCUGGGAACCUGCUGACGAGAUCCCCAACCCCAGCCCCCUUCUCCCCAUUCAACCCCACUUCCCUCAUUAAGAUGGAGCCCCAUGACAUAUAAACAGAUGGGUUGGGGGCAGUGUGACGCACCAGGCGAGUUGAGCAGCAGUUUGAGAAGGACUUCCUCUAGCAGAGACUGACUUCAGUAGCAUACCUGCCCUUACAUUUUAGUGGGAUGUCAAUACACCGGCCCCACCCCACCCCUGCCUGGCAUCACCAUGGCCAAACCAUGCCCAGUUUGAGCAUCGCUGGGGUCAGACCAUGGCCUUCAAGAGCACUAGGGGAUAUGUUCUUGUCGGGGUAAUGGGCUGACUUGGUGAUGGAGGGCAAACCUCCUGAGAAGUGUGUGACCAGGGCUGGUUCAGGGGCUUCACAAGAAGAGUCUUUUCGCCUGGCUGUAUUUCUCUACCCACGUUCCCUCCACAGGCAACUUACUGCCCCCUAUGUGAAUAUCUCUGUACGUAUUUGUGUGUACUCGUGGGUCUGCAUCUCUGUUUCUUCGGGGAGGACGGGGGUAUAGCCGUGAGGUCUUCAAGGGUGUGUGUCUGUGGGUCAACCACAGAGAUGGAGAUUUUUUUUUAAGGGAAAGCAUUCUCUAGUUCCUUUGUACAAACCCACAUUCAGUUGCUCUGAGACUAUGGGGUACAGGUUGGAUCCCCAAAUCUAGAGAGAUGCCACAGAGCUGGCUCAGGUCCAGAGUAGGAGAGCUUCAGUGGGUGUGUGUGUUGGAGAAGAGCAGUUCUAAGGGACAAGGAGAAGGCCAAGAGGGAUAAAAGCAUGAAGAGAGGGCAGGGUACUCAGCCCAGGGAGCAGCCCCCGAGCCACCACUAGCCUGAGGUCCUCUUCCCGGAGACAGCCUCAUUGCCCACCAGUCACUUGCCAGCACACUGGGACCUUGGCACCCCCAGAGUGCUUUCGUGCAGGGUUAGACAGGGGCCAAGUGCCCCUCUAGGGUCAGACCCAGCCACAAAGUCACCAGGCAGGGCUAAAUUAGUUGACAGUUUGUGUCGCAGGCUUGGGCUGUAUUGCCAGCCUUCACUGGCACCCUGGCCUACAGUCUGGAUCCAGGGUUCCCUCUUGAUUCAUUUGCCCCCCAUGUUUCCCUGCUGUCAGGUGUUGCUGGAGAUAGUCAUGUAGCAAUGCACAUUGGGUCUGCCUCUAUUCCUGCUCGUGCACACCUGCCGCUCAGCCUGCCGUCUCCUCACCCCAUAGGUUUGCCAACCAUCCACUCCCAUGACGGCUGCGGCAGACCCCCUCGGCUGCCCUCGUCUCCAACUUUCGCACCUAACCCUGAUUACUCCUUCGCCAAGAAGACAGGAGCCCAGGGCACUUCUCCCGUCUCUGCAUGGCUCCGUGCUUCCCUCUUUCCCCUUUUUGAGGAAGGGGUCAACUGAUUCUCUCUUAAAGUCAACCCCUCAGCCUAGGGCCUGGACCUCCUCCCCGCUCUCUUUGAAUUAGCUUGCUUCUCUCCUUCCAAAUUUGGGGGCAAGGCUGAGAGCUAAGACAUGUCAGCUUCGGAAACCAUAUUUUCUGGUGAAUUUGGUUAAUGUGAAUCAGUGCCUCAGGACCCUCGCUAUGUCCUUGGUACAAAAGCAUCCACUUGACCUAACUACCUCCCCUGGUUGUUCUCUCUCUCCUGGUCACUGCCAGGGCUACAAUCGUCCUCUCCCGCUGUCUUCUUGUUCUUCUUUUCUCCCCGGGAGGGAACCAUAUAUGGUUGUGCAGGUGUAUUUAUUACACGUUUCCAGCACUUAUCACUAAAGUGCCUUUUUCUAAUAAAUCCGUUUAUUAUGACAA